Symbiodinium pilosum is the source of this 345-nucleotide messenger RNA. Lineage: Eukaryota; Dinophyceae; Suessiales; Symbiodiniaceae. The record is from the annotation of a GenBank genome assembly.
GUGCUUACUUUUCUCGAGUACGCCUUCCUCCUCUUCUACGUCUUCGAAGUGGUGCUGAGAGUUGGCGUGCUGAGAAGAGAGUGGUUCUACACAACCGAAGAUGGCUUCAUGUGGGGCAACUACGUGGAUGCGCUGAUCGUCCUCUUUGGCGUAGCAGAUGUGGUAAUUGCUCUGAUGAUUAACGGCGACGCGGAAGAAGCCACCUUUACCGUCCUCCUGAUCCGCCUCCUCCGAGUCGUCAAGGUGGUGAAGACUAUGCGCCUGGUUCGUGUUAUGCAGCUGUUCGGCCAAUUGCGCAGCUUUUUGGCUGAGUUUCAGAUGCAGUCCCCGCCCUGCAAGUUGUAG